UUGCUGUAUGUUGUUUGACAUGCAGUACAAUAUUUAACAAUAAAUUAGAAUAGUGCAUAUUGCAAAUAAUGGACAGUUUUUUAAAAGGAAAGAAACCUGAAUUUCUUCAAGAAAAUAUGAUGGAUCAUUUGCAGUUAGACUUUGAUCUUGUGGGUAGUCAAGACUUUCAUUGCAGCCAGUUAGACCCCAGUCUGAAUGAUGAUUUUUUUAUUGAUGAUGUUUUCUCACUAAAUUGUGAUUUAAAUCACGAUGUAAGUAACAGCAGUCUGGAUAACUUGAGUCUCUCUCAAAGCUCUUCCUCCUUUCCCUACCAAUACUCUCCUGGAUCUGGAAGUAUUGAUAGUGGCGUGUCAAAUUCUGUUGAUUUGUCAUUACCAGAUUCUCCACAGCAACUCUCUCCGAAUUCUAUUGAUCAAAAUUAUAAGGAAUCUUGUCAUUCAAAAACUAAUCCAGAGUAUAAUGAGAAUAUUUUCUCUGGAAAUAAUUUAUUAUUUCAAAAAGAACUGCUUGAUAAAUAUAUACAAGAACAAGUUACUCAAGCUUUAUAUCAGCAACAAAUCAAACAAAUGCAACAACAGAAUCUUAACCAAAACAUGUUAAUAAUGCAGUCUAAAGCUUUACAGGAAGAUACCAUGAAACAGGCAGUUCAACUGCAUCAAGUCCAGCAGCAGUUAUUUAUGCAUCAUAAGGAUAUUAAUUAUCAUAAUCAGCAGCAACAGCUUCCACAACAGUUGCAACAAGUUUCACCUCCACCACCUGUAGUUACUAGUGUCAAAAGUGAGAGUCAACUCAUCAAAAUGUUAACAAACAAAAAAAAUAAUUUUGUUAAUGCAUUGCAUCUAAAAAAAGACAAAGUUCAAAAAAAUAAUAAAUCUCCUUGUAACAAACCCAAUAAACAGAAGCAAUCAUUCUCUGUAUCCGCUGAAAACAAUGUUGUUGUUGAACCAGAUUCGAAAUCUGCUCUCACUAUGUUACUAAUGCAAAAGCCACAACCUAAACAUUCUUUAACGCCUACUUUUUCAAAUCAUUCUGAUAUUGGAGCCUUGUCUGGUAAACAUUUGGAAAAAGUAGUUCCUCUUUCUACUCAGUUUACAAAUAUAGACAAACCUGCUGACAAAAUACCAAUUAAACGCUUAAAUCCAGAUUCCCCUGAUUCUGCCCAUAUGCUAAAAGUUAAAGCACCUGCUGCAAAAAAAACAAGAGUUGAACAUGUUGUUAUUGAGAAACGAUAUAGGAUGAAAAUUACUGAUUCAUUAAAUGAGUUAAAAAAAUUACUACCUUGCAGUGAAGAAUCAAAGGCUACAAAAAAUGGUAUUUUACAGUCAUCCAUUGAUGAGCUUUUACGACUUCAAAAGGAAAAUAAUGCAUUAAAGCGAAAAAAUGAAAAAUUGAUGACUCUUUUUAAUGAAUUACGUAAAGUUGGCAUCAUACCAAAUACAUCAGUCUCAACAUCUAGCAGUGAAUCUAAUGUUUCUGUUAUAAAUCAAAUUCAAAAUAAAAAAAAUGAAACCGAAAUCAUUGACCCUGAAAUUAAUCAAGAUCAUUAUGCUUCUCCACUUUUAAGACAGAGUGCAAGAGAUGGAGCAAAGUUUGUCACCUGCAUGUUUAUGUUUAGUUUCUUGUUUAUUAGUCCAUGGAAGCUUUUUUAUGAAAAUGAUCAUGUUUCUAUUGAUGGUACUCAAUUUUCAUCACGCCACCUUUUGAAUGUUCAGGAACAGGAAACAUCUGCAAAGUAUUCAUUAGUUUCUAGCCUGUUUAACAUUAUUUUGUCAUUGUUUAUAUUAAUGCUUUUGUUGUUGAGUGGUAAGCCAAAGUGUCCAAAAAGUGUUAAAAGAGCACAAUGCUUUCGAAGUCAAUUGCUUAAGGCGCAGAAAAAAAUUAAUAAGCAUGACUAUGAAGAUGCUAGAGGUUUUAUUCGAAUUGGAUUAUUUGUUAUUGGCAACAGUUGCCCAAAAACUACGUAUGGAAUGUUAGCAAGUUUUACAUGGAAAUGUUUGUGUCAUAUGUUGUAUCAACUUGGGAUUCUUACAAUUUUAGAGACCAUAGGUCGAUCUUUAUUACCAGUUUAUAUUUCUGGUGCUAAAGAGAAGGAACAUGAACAGUUUACUUCGAGACUUUCAGCUGAAGCUUAUAUUAAACUUCAUGAAAUAGCAAUGAAAGAUAAAAGCAGUUCAUAUUUAGAAGUUGCAUGUUAUAUUAUGAAUGCAAUAUAUGCCGCAGAAGGGUCUGGUGAUGAGGAGUUAUUAUGUACUACAUACACAACAGCGGUGAUACAUAUGAGGGAAAAAGUUCGUUGGUUUUCUUAUCUACUUCAGUAUUACUUUAUUGGCUGUGCACAUCACGUUUCAUUAGCUAGUAAAAGUGAACAUGUUUUUGCAGUUGAUUGGAUUUUUGAAAGUCGUGGUUAUGGUUUUUUCACAAGUAGUUUGUGGAAUAUUAAUCAACCUACUUUGUUAAAUAAUGUUGAAGAUAAUGUAGAAGUUGAUGAAGCAAAUCUUCUUCAGUUAGUAUAUGCACAGUUUCAAGAAUUUCUGCUUACAAAGGCAUUGAAAAGAAUUGUUUUACCUGUAACUUGGUACCCAAAUGAAGGAAAAAUUGAACUUCAUCAAAGAGCACUUUCAUUUUUAGAAGAUUUAGGUGUUGGUCCUGUAAGUGAACAAAUGGAUUCUGCUUACAUUCAUUUGACAUCUUUUUAUGCAUGGUGGGGAUCAUUGUUUAAACAAUAUUUGUUAAUAAAAAAAUCAGGUAUUAUUGAUCAAGAUGAGUUAAAUAAACAAGUUGAAUCCUUCAAUGAAAUUAUAAAUCCAGAAAAAAACCAACUUGUGACAAUGUGCAAAUCUGUGUUUCAAUCUUUUAUAAAUGUUACUGAGUUCCAGACUAAAAAGCUGAGUUCUUUAAAUAUUGAACAAGAAGCAUAUAAAAUAGCUGCUAUGUUGGAAAAUGCACACAAGGAAAUUGUUUCCAAUAUUGAAAUUUUGCCCAAAUCUGAUAAAUCUACAAUAGAGGAGCUUUUAAUAAUUUGGUGUUCUGAUCUGAUUGCCAAAGCAACAUAUCUUUUAUGGGAAGUUGCUCCUGUUCAGAAAUCAUUCCAGGAGUUACAUUUACUUCUUUGCAACAGCAGUUUUAUGAAUUCUCUUUCUAAAAAAUACCCAGAACUUAUAUCAACUCUUCAGCGCCAUGAUUUUGAAAUGCAUGUCAUGUCAGGCUCUUGUCGAUCUACAUUAUUACGUCAAUUGAAGAAAAGCCAGCAGUUGUUUUCAGUUAGUCGAAAAAUCGAUAUAAACAAUGCUUCAUAUCUUUCAAGUAACAAUAUUUUUCCUCUUAAGCAAGAUGGGUUUUUGAGCUAAAGAACUGUUUGACAAUUAUUUUCAAAAAAAUACAAAAAGUUUUCAAAAAAGAUACAUAUACAUAUAUUAACACACACGUUUUUAUAUUAGUGAGUGAAAUGGUUGAAAAAAAAUUCAAAAACA
This is a messenger RNA of Hydra vulgaris (swiftwater hydra), 3470 nucleotides long. RefSeq lists its product as uncharacterized. Gene Ontology annotation, cellular component: nucleus. The record is from RefSeq and is a predicted model, not a curated record. Gene Ontology annotation, biological process: regulation of transcription by RNA polymerase II. NCBI's taxonomy places the organism in Eukaryota, Metazoa, Cnidaria, Hydrozoa, Anthoathecata, Hydridae. Gene Ontology annotation, molecular function: RNA polymerase II cis-regulatory region sequence-specific DNA binding; DNA-binding transcription factor activity, RNA polymerase II-specific; protein dimerization activity.